CCCGUUUUCUGCCCUAAUCAUAAUACCAAAUAAGAAUUCGGUCUAAAUAAUAUGAUCGCUCAAUUGGUAAAAAUUAGCAGUUAACAAAAUUUGUUGCAGAAAUCGAAGGAAAGUCGCACUGACUGAUUUGCUGCCAUGGAUAAGUUGUCGAUCGAACAGAAGAUUUUCAUCCGUCGCUCGGACGGUAGAGUCCACUUGGCGGAGAUUAUCAAACUGGAGGGCGGUGACUCCAAGCUGAUUACGGUGGAGUGGCCCGAAGGACAUACGGUGCGUGGUAAGGAACUGCCCCUGGAGCUGGUGGUCCUGAUGAAUCCUCAUAUCUUCGACUCGCCCCGCUGCAGUGGCGGCAAUGCGGCGUCAGCCAAUCAAACUGCCUCCAUAUCGCCACGUUCAAUGAAACAACGAAUAGCGACUGGGAGCUUAUCUCCUGUACUGGCCACUGCCCCGCCACGCCAGCAGACGGCGCCGCCAGUUCGAGAGGACGAGGUGGUGCACCAGGCUGAAAGAAUGCGAAAAGAACGGGAACGGAGGCGAGAAGCACAAGCCAGGACUCGUCUAGAUCGGGAGCAGGGGAAGAACGAAGAUCCGGGAAAUCCCAACUGGGAAGUAGCCAGAAUGAUACGACUGCAACGCGAGCAAAUGGAGAGUCAGCGGGUGAGAAGUGGUACUACGAACGAACGAAUCAAUUGCCACCAAAUUAUGGUUUGUGUGAGGAAGAGACCACUGAGGCGCAAGGAGCUGGCUGACCGGGAACAGGAUGUGGUCAGCAUUCCGUCUAAGCACACAUUGGUGGUCCACGAGCCCCGCAAGCAUGUGAACCUGGUCAAGUUCCUGGAAAAUCAUAGCUUCCGUUUCGAUUACGUCUUCGACGAGGAGUGCUCCAAUGCCACGGUCUACGAAUUCACAGCCCGACCCUUGAUAAAGCACAUUUUUGAUGGCGGAAUGGCCACGUGUUUCGCCUACGGACAAACUGGAAGCGGCAAGACCUAUACGAUGGGUGGUCAGUUCCCCGGAAGGCAUCAGAGCUCAAUGGAUGGCAUCUAUGCAAUGGCCGCUAAGGACGUGUUCUCCACUCUAAAGACGGUUCCCUAUAACAAGCUUAAUCUGAAAGUUUACUGCAGCUUCUUCGAGAUCUACGGCACCCGGGUGUUCGAUCUCCUGAUGCCUGGCAAGCCACAACUGCGUGUCUUGGAGGAUAGAAACCAGCAGGUGCAAGUGGUGGGCCUCACCCAGAAUCCAGUACAGAACACCGCCGAAGUUCUGGACCUACUCGAGUUGGGCAAUAGUGUCCGAACCUCGGGUCACACCUCUGCCAAUUCCAAGUCCUCCCGAUCGCAUGCUGUGUUCCAAAUCGUGCUGAGAUCCGCGGCGGGCGAGAAGCUACACGGGAAAUUCUCGCUUAUAGAUCUGGCCGGGAAUGAAAGAGGAGCGGACAACAGCUCGGCGGAUCGACAGACGCGCCUGGAAGGAUCCGAGAUCAAUAAAUCGCUGCUGGUCCUCAAGGAAUGCAUUCGCGCUCUGGGGCGCCAGUCGAGUCAUUUGCCAUUCCGUGGCUCCAAGCUGACCCAAGUCCUGCGGGACUCCUUCAUCGGAGGUAAGAAGGUGAAAACCUGCAUGAUAGCCAUGAUCUCGCCAUGCUUGCAUUCGGUGGAGCAUACCUUGAACACGCUGCGUUAUGCGGAUCGGGUGAAGGAACUAAGUGUGGAGUCGAUCCCAUCUAAACGGAUGCCCGAUGCCAACCUUGGAAGCACUUCCAUGUCAGAUAUUGUUUGCCAGUCGUCCACCCAGCGACUCUUUCCAUGUGCCUCCUCCACAUCGAUGCCAGGUGGUGGCAACCAAGCGCAGCAACACACCAACACCGCGAACGACUUGAACAGAUCCCAGAAACCAACAUCUAAGCCCACUUAUCCCACAUCCGGUCAGCAGCUGGUCCAGAGGAAGGGAAGCUCCCAACGGGAGGCCUCCAUGAUGCUGACCAAAUCCCUGGCACAAUUCCGAGGGCGCAACUUUCCCUAAAACUCAGAAAUCAAACGCCUUAUCGACUUCUACAGCAAGUUAUUCAAAUUAAAAAGAUUGUCAAAAUUAUUUGUUUACUUUAUUUAAAUAAAUGUAGAUGAAUG
Molecule: messenger RNA, 2120 nt
Organism: Drosophila melanogaster (fruit fly)
Lineage: Eukaryota; Metazoa; Arthropoda; Insecta; Diptera; Drosophilidae
Gene: Klp59C
Product: Kinesin-like protein at 59C
Exons: 1
Coding region: 136-2016 (626 amino acids)
Biological process (GO): microtubule-based movement
Cellular component (GO): chromosome, centromeric region; kinetochore microtubule; spindle pole
Molecular function (GO): microtubule motor activity; cytoskeletal motor activity; microtubule binding
Source: RefSeq, marked reviewed